AUGGGCGCCAUCUCGCCGGGCAGAGAGGAUGUGGUUAGGAGCGGGUUCAAGUUUGGCGCCAACAAGGGUGGCGGUGGUGGGGCCAAGGCUGGUGGCUUUAACUUUGGUGCAAAGUCUACAGCCGGAGGCGGCAACGCAGCGGGUGGCGCCAAGAAGGCUGGCGGCUUCAACUUUGGUGGGAGCAAGACAACCGCAGGCGGGAACGCAACGGGCGGAAAUGCAGCUGGUGGAGCAGGCGCCAAGGCGGGUGGCUUCAACUUUGGCAACAAGUCGGGGGCAGCAGGUGGUGCCGCUGCCGGUGGUGCCAAGGCGGGUGGCUUCAACUUUGGCAACAAGACAACCGGCGGAGGAGGAGGGGCGAGCGACAACUCUGCGGGCUCCAGCACCGGCAACACCACCGCGCCUGGGCCAAAGUACAAUGGCAGCACGACGCUGUCCAAACUGGAAGCCGAUGACAAGAAUCGGCUCAACCUGGUCAAGAUUGCGCAGGCGAUCAACAAUGCCAAGGCGGAAGCGGCCAAGGUCGGGAUGCACUCGUCCAAGGAGCUGCUCGAGAUCCAUAACCGGACCCGCGGGAACUCGCAGCAGCUAGUGGCGGUGGUGGCAGAGAUCGAGCAGACUCGGUUGGCGGUUGAGCAGCUGCGGCUCGAGGUCUCGCACGAGCUGAAGCAGGCCGAGUACGCGUCGAGGAUGACGCUCUCGAGCGCGGCCACCUUGUCGGGCGACAUGCCGGCCUUUACGGAGGCCUACUUUCGGCGGCUGCUGCAGUCGUUCGAGUCCAAGAUGGACGAUUUCCGCGUCAACAUCCGUCAGGUCGAGAGCCAUCUGCAGGCUGCGCAGGAGCGCCGCCGGUUCACGCCGCAAAUGCUGAAGGAAAUCAUGCGCAACCAGCACGAGUUUUUCAUGGCGGUCGCCGCCCAGGUUGCUGCCCUCCACGAGGCCAUGGACACCCAGCGCGAGAGCUACCUCCAGUGGUGCCGCUCGCGCCAGGACUACUCCAACCCGUUCGACGAGGCCGACGAGCGCGAGCGCCGCCGCGUCGCAGAGGCCGAGCGCAAACUGCUCAAGGUCAUCAUGCCCGAGCGGGAAAAGGUCAUCCAUGAGGCUCUCGAGAAGGCCCGCCAGGCUGCAGGCAUCGCCACAGGCAACAAGACCAGCACCGGCUUUGGCUUUGGCAACAAGUCGGGUGGCGGCGGCGGCGGUUUCAACUUUGGCAACAAGGGCAACGCCGCAGGCGGCAACAAGGCCGGCGGUGGCUUCAACUUUGGCAACAAGGGCAACGCCGCAGGCGGCAACAAGGCCGGCGGCGGCUUCAACUUUGGCAACAAGGGCAAUGCCGCAGGCGGCAACAAGGCCGGCGGCGGCUUUAACUUUGGCGCAAAGAAGGCAGGUGGUGGCGGCGGCGGCUUCAAGUUUGGCACUGGAAGCUCUUCGUCCAACUCCAACCACACGUUUAGCGGUGGCACCAGCGCCAACGGCGCUGCUCGUGGCAACUCUCACAACUUUGCCUCCAACCAACCAAGUGGUGGGCUCGGCAACCGCAACAGCAACAACAACAGCAACAACAACACGUUUUCGUCCAACGCCAACGCCCGCUCCAACGCCGGCUUUGGCAACCGUUCCGUCAGCUUUGCCGGCCAGCCGUCAGGCUUCCAGCCGCCAGCCCGCCCUUCCUUUCGCCCCAACGCCACCGGCUCCGGCUCCGGCAAUGGUAGCGCCAGGUUUGGCGGCGAUCGGCCGCACACGACCACGCCGGUCAACACUUCGAGUGACGCCACUGCAGGCGCCCCGAAGAAGCCGCUGCUCGCCGCCGAGAACUUUGGCAACGCCGUGCCGACCCUGCGCCUGCCGAGCCGCGGACGGCGAAACAACAAGUGA
This is a messenger RNA of Thecamonas trahens ATCC 50062, 1878 nucleotides long. RefSeq lists its product as uncharacterized. Gene Ontology annotation, molecular function: structural constituent of nuclear pore. The transcript is spliced from 3 exons. The coding region runs from base 1 to 1878 and encodes 625 amino acids. The record is from RefSeq and is a predicted model, not a curated record. Gene Ontology annotation, biological process: nucleocytoplasmic transport. Gene Ontology annotation, cellular component: nuclear pore. NCBI's taxonomy places the organism in Eukaryota, Apusomonadida, Apusomonadidae.